AUAUUGUCGGCAGGGGGCGACAGAGAGCAGGACAUCACAACAUUUAGCAGAAGAAGAAAGAAGCAGGAAGUGAUAACAAAUAAUCAUUUACUACGUGGCUUUAAACAUGGCUACCGGAGCGGACCAGGCUGUUGGGAUGAGUCUGGUUGGGUUCAGCCUGCUGCUGUUCACGUAUUACACGGUGUGGGUCAUAGUGCUGCCUUUUGUGGACGGCGAUCAUGUCCUUCACAAAUACUUCCUGCCUCGGGAAUACUCGGUUAUCCUGCCGGGAAUCGCUGCGGUGGUCCUGCUGCUCUGCAUAGGAGCCUUCGCUGCCGUCGUCAUUUGGAAAAGUCGUAAACCAAAGAAGGACUGAGCUCCGUCAGCGGCGAGGAGACGAGCGGUUUCCUGCUAAACGCCGGCACACAUGUUCUGCUCGCCGCUUUAGAUUUAAAAGUCUUUAUGUUCGGAUCCGUUUUGGGAUUCAUUGACAGAAGAGGAACACGUUUCUCCACACAUGCAGCCAGACGUCCUGAUGAUUUCAGACACGCCUCCAGCAGAACUCUGACCCGAUCACACGUCUGGGUUCUGCUGAAACCCGACGGCAGAACGGAGCGUGUUCUGCUCUGGUUCUGUGAGGAACCUUCUCAGAUCUAACACCUGGAGACGAAGCGACCAUUAAACCGAGGCUGAUGUGUUAAAUGAUGAAAACUGAGUCAAUGUUUGUCGUUUGGAGAGAAAAAUGUCUGAAUCUUCUGUGAAAGUUUAUUUAGAGAAAUAAAUAAAAUAAAUGUUUACAGAUAGUUUUAAUUA
Fundulus heteroclitus (mummichog) is the source of this 792-nucleotide messenger RNA. RefSeq names its product dolichyl-phosphate mannosyltransferase subunit 2, regulatory (gene dpm2). NCBI's taxonomy places the organism in Eukaryota, Metazoa, Chordata, Actinopteri, Cyprinodontiformes, Fundulidae. The record is from RefSeq and is a predicted model, not a curated record. Gene Ontology annotation, cellular component: dolichol-phosphate-mannose synthase complex; endoplasmic reticulum membrane. The transcript is spliced from 4 exons. Gene Ontology annotation, biological process: GPI anchor biosynthetic process. Gene Ontology annotation, molecular function: enzyme regulator activity. The coding region runs from base 107 to 355 and encodes 82 amino acids.